Molecule: messenger RNA, 1959 nt
Organism: Gilbertella persicaria
Lineage: Eukaryota; Fungi; Mucoromycota; Mucoromycetes; Mucorales; Choanephoraceae
Product: Alpha/Beta hydrolase protein
Exons: 2
Coding region: 1-1959 (652 amino acids)
Biological process (GO): proteolysis
Molecular function (GO): serine-type peptidase activity
Source: RefSeq, a predicted model, not a curated record
AUGGCACAAGUUAAACCUUUUGGAAGCUGGCCUUCUCCUGUCACAGCCGAUUCAUUAUCUGCUGGCUCCGCAGCUAAUGAUACCUGGGUAGACAAUGGUUAUAUUUAUUGGUGUCAAUCCAUUGCUGCUGAAAAAGGACGCGGUCAAAUAUUCAAACAACGUAUUCACGACAACGCAACCCCUGAAGCAUUAUUACCUGAGGGUUUUAGUUGCCAAACCCGCGUCCACGAAUACGGCGGUGGUGCAUUCAAGGUAUCUAACGACCUAGUUGUGUUUUCCAACGACUACGAUCGUCGUCUCUACACUAUCUCGAACGGCAACAUGAAACCAUUGACCGAAGAAAACGAAUUUUAUCGUUAUGCUGAUUAUACGAUUGACAAAGAAAACAAAUUUUUAGUGUGUGUACGCGAACAACAUUUUCCCAAUGAAGAGCCCAAGGACGUGGUUAAUGUGCUUGUUUCUAUUGAUUUGAGUUCAGGCAAACAGACCGUUAUUGCACAAGGUGAGGACUUUUAUGCUUCCCCACGUCUUUUUAGUCAAAACAAGUUGACUUUUGUCUGUUGGAGUCAUCCUAAUAUGCCUUGGGACUAUACUCGUCUUUAUGUUGCUCAAACUGAAUAUCAAAACGGGGCAUUAGUUUUAAAGAAUUCUGUUUGUGUUGCUGGAGACAAGAUCGAUGAGAGUAUUUCGCAACCUAAUUUCGGUAUCGAUGGUACUCUUUACUUUGCUUCUGAUCGUUCUGGAUUCUGGAACUUGUAUGCCUAUAAUGGUCAAGAAGUUAGUUUAUUGUUAGAGUCUCCUCUUGAACAGGAAUUCGUUGGCCCUGCAUGGUCAUUCAACUCAUCUGAAUUCACACCUCUCAAAUCCAACCCUCAUCAACUUGUCACUAGCAACAAGGACUCAUUGGCCAUCAUUGACACUCAAAAGAAGACAAUGACCAACCUGAGCAGCAAAUAUACUAGUUUCGAUCAUCUUCGUAUUUAUCUCGACCAAGAUCAAAAUGAAUAUGUGCUUGGUAACUUUUCUUCUCCAACUGAACCUGUUCAGCUUGUUUCUUAUGACUUAAAGCAACAGUCUAUUUACCGUGUGCAUCAAACCACGGCCACUAGUGUCUUGGAACCUGACUAUGUCUCUGUUGGUCAAGAAAUUGCUUUCCCCACCACAGACAAUAAGACGGCUUAUUGCUAUUACUAUGCACCCAAAAACCCCAACUACAAGGGUGAAGGUCUUCCUCCUCUUCGAGUCAUGUCUCAUGGUGGUCCUACCUCUUCCUCAAGCAAUAGUUUCCGUCGUGCUAUUCAGUACUGGACUACCCGAGGUUUUGCUAUUGCCGAUGUCAACUAUGGUGGUAGUACAGGCUAUGGUCGUGAAUACCGAGAACGCUUAAGACUAAAGUGGGGUAUUGUGGAUGUCGACGACUGCUGUAAUGCUGCUCUUUACUUGGCUAAACAAGGCUUAGUCGAUGCUAAGAAAUUGGCUAUCGUCGGUGGAAGUGCUGGUGGCUUUACUACCCUUGCCUCUGUUGCUUUCCGUAAAGUGUUCCAAGCAGGCUGCUGUCUCUAUGGUGUUUCAGAUAUCACCUUGUUGGCUAAAGAAACGCAUAAGUUUGAAUCAAGAUAUCCUGAUCGUUUGAUUGGUGAAUAUCCUAAAGAUGAGAAAGUGUACCAAGAACGCUCUCCUAUCAAUAGAGCUGAUGAAAUCGAAUGUCCUGUUAUUUUCUUCCAAGGCUCUGAAGAUAAGGUCGUGCCUCCUUCUCAAUCUGAAGUCAUGGUCAAUGCCAUGAAAGAAAAAGGCGUCCCUGUCGCUUAUGUUCUUUAUGAAGGUGAAGCUCAUGGUUUCCGUCGUGCAGAAAACAUCAAGCGUACAAUGGAACUUGAACAAUGGUUUUAUGGUCAAAUCUUUGAUUUCCCUGUUGAAGGUGUGGAAGGUAUUGAGAUCUAUAACUUUCCAAAGAAAUAA